UGGCUGCUGACAAUACGGAAUCUUGACGCGGCUUGGUGGACUGACUCCCCGAUUCCAAUCCAAGCACUUGCUCCUUGCCAUCAAACCCCGUUUUGACUUCUUCGGGCUUUAAAAUAAUUAUCUUAUCCCCUUUGUAACCUGAUGUGGGUUCGCCAUCCCUGAGUAAGUCUUGUAUCGUUUUUAAUAGAAUAAGAAAAUCGGCCAAUUUUGCCGAAGCUGCCCGCUCCUCCAGGCGAUACUGCCCCGAGCAAGGGCCAAAUCACUUGGCUGAAUCCUGCUCUCCUGGGCGACCUUCUAGUUUCUAGCGUCUCUCUCCUUGGGAAAUUUCUACAUGCGAUUUUUUAAGCAUUUUCUAUAUGUACUUGAGAUCUUGAGGAGCGGCGUAUAGCGACUUGCGAGGGCAUUUGGAUAAGGGGUGGGUUCUGUGCGAAGGUGUUGGAAUUCUAGGGAUGGGCAGGUGGUGGUUUGUUGGGAUUUGGAUUGUUUUGGCCAAUGCUUGGUCCUCGGUCCAAGGAUACCCCUCAGAAGAUCUGGUGGUGACUCUGCCUGGUCAACCCAAGGUCGAGUUUAGGCAGUAUGCUGGGUAUGUUGAUGUCGAUGUCAGCCAUGGAAGGAGUUUGUUCUACUACUUCAUCGAGGCCGAUAAGGACCCCGACCAGAAGCCUCUUGCUCUCUGGCUCAAUGGAGGCCCUGGAUGCUCCUCCGUCGGUGGAGGUGCCUUCACUGAAUUGGGCCCCUUCUAUCCUCAUGGUGAUGGCCGUAGUCUCCGAAGAAAUAGGAUGUCUUGGAACAGAGCAUCUAACCUCUUGUUUGUGGAGUCCCCCGCCGGAGUUGGAUGGUCAUACUCAAAUACAACUUCAGAUUAUAACUGCGGGGAUGCUUCCGCCGCCAAUGAUAUGUAUCUAUUCAUGUUGAAAUGGUAUGAGAAAUUUCCAGCAUUCAGAACAAGGGAGCUAUUCCUUACAGGAGAAAGUUAUGCAGGACAUUACAUACCACAGUUGGCUGAUGCUCUGCUGAACCAUAAUGAAGCCUCCAGUGACUUCAAAUUCAAUAUCAAAGGAGUAGCUAUUGGAAACCCACUGCUGAGACUUGACCGGGACAUUCCAUCGACAUAUGAAUUCUUCUGGUCGCAUGGAAUGAUUUCUGACGAAAUAGGCCUGGCCAUCAUGAAUGAGUGCGAUUUUGAUGAUUAUGUCUUUGCAAGUCCUCACAACGUGUCCCUUUCAUGCAACCGUGCCAUAUCCGAGGCAAAUCGCAUAGUUGGGGAAUAUAUAAACAAUUAUGACGUGAUCCUGGACGUUUGCUAUCCAUCCAUAGUGGAGCAAGAACUGAGAUUGAAAAAGAUGGCUACCAAAAUGAGUCUGGGUGUAGAUGUUUGCAUGACCCUUGAAAGACGUUUUUACUUCAAUCUUCCUGAGGUUCAGAAGGCUCUUCACGCAAAUCGCACCAAUCUACCAUAUUCAUGGUCCAUGUGUAGCGGCAUCUUAAAUUAUAGCGAGAGUGAUGGGAACAUCGACAUCCUUCCUAUUCUCAAGAGGAUGGUUCAAAAUAAAAUCCCAGUGUGGGUUUUCAGCGGAGACCAAGAUUCUGUGGUGCCAUUAAUGGGGUCUCGAACACUGGUGCGGGAGCUAGCGCAUGAGCUGAAGAUGGACAUAACGGUGCCGUAUGGAGCAUGGUUCCACAAAGGGCAGGUAGGGGGUUGGGCAAUAGAGUAUGGAAACUUGUUGACGUUUGCGACGGUGAGAGGGGCAGCUCACAUGGUGCCAUAUGCCCAGCCUUCCAGAUCUCUCCAUCUCUUCUCUUCCUUCCUCCGUGGCCGCCGACUUCCCAACACCACUCGCCUACCCAUCCAUGACUAGCCUUCACCCAAAAUACAAGUAUUCCAUCUUUUCUAUUCUUUAUUGCCGAAAACGUAAACAUUAGUUUUUCUUAAUCUACAUCCUUUAUAAAUUUCUCUAGGAAUCAUGCUCAUUGCAAUAUAUUUAAAGCGUGAGAUUUUUUUUUU
Molecule: messenger RNA, 2005 nt
Organism: Prosopis cineraria
Lineage: Eukaryota; Viridiplantae; Streptophyta; Magnoliopsida; Fabales; Fabaceae
Product: serine carboxypeptidase-like 42
Exons: 11
Coding region: 450-1859 (469 amino acids)
Biological process (GO): proteolysis
Molecular function (GO): serine-type carboxypeptidase activity
Source: RefSeq, a predicted model, not a curated record